CAUCCCUCUUAUCUGAUCCGGGCAUCUUAUCUGAUGGAUCGACAACUCUAAUAGCGACCACACAUGAGAGAUCAUUGAUCUAUAACAUGCCAUCUGCGCUGACAUAUACAUUUCGCUCGCUCAGCGGUUAUCUUUUCAAAUCUGUCUUGGCACCAACCAGCCGACCUCGGAGAAAACAAUUCGAAGCAACAUCUCAACUUUGCAUAUCACUACCAACAACAACAACAUCAAUUCUCCACCACAUCCCCAAGACAUCUCGCAAACAAUGUCUACAGGUUCUGGAACACCAAUCACACUCCCCAGCGCCACACAACACGACCUCACAAACUCCGUCACUGGUCUAAACUACCGCGUCCAAAUCUCGUGGCCAAUAAACUGGAUCCGUACAAAACAACUCCGCGACUCCAAAAUCCCUGUCCUCUACAUCUUAGAUGGAAACGCUUUAUUCCUUACCGCCUCAGAAAUUCUGUGGAGAAGUGCGAGUAAUUCGUUCUAUCAUGGUGGAGGUAUUGUGGUAGGGGUGGGAUAUCAGGAUAUCCCGACGCAGACGGGGAGUUUGUUUAGUAGUCAGAGGAAUACAGAUCUGACGUUGAGGGAGCAUGAUGUGUAUGCAGGAUUAGGGGGUGCUGAUGCGUUUCUGGAGUUUAUCGAAAGGGAGGUUAGGCCGCUGGUGAGGAGACAGUUUGAAGAUGUCGAGAUUGGCAAGGAAGCUAUCUUUGGGCACUCGUUUGGUGGGUUGUGUGUGCUUCAUGCGCUGUUUAGCAAGAAAGGUGGCGCUUUUGAUGCAUAUUUCGCUGCGAGUCCCUCGGUGUGGUGGGAUGUGAAGAUCGUGGACGAGGCGGAGGACUUUUGCAGUGGUGAGGAGAAAAAGCCGAAAUGCUCAUUGCACAUAUCCUACGGAGGAUUCGAAGCAAAGCCAAAGCGGGUACACUCAGAGUCAGAGAUCGAGCUCGAGGAGAGGCAGAAACGCUGUGUAGAGCGCAAGAUGGGUGCAAACGCAGUUGCGAUGGAGAAGAAAUUGCGAGAGAGCGGAAAGCUGAAGGACGUCUCAAUCGUCGAAUUCGAGCAGGAAGACCAUGGCACGGUUGCUACUUCUGCAUUACUCAGGGCAUUGAGCACUUUUCUGGACCAUUAAAGAUUGUCAGGAUGGUACUGGACGGUACCGGCAUCGUCCCGGCGCAAAAAGUGCCAACAGUUCCGAGGGCACGUUAUAUCUGCUCGCAAUGUUUCGAACGUGCAAGCACAUCCCUGGUAAUUGCCUCCUCGAUGCAUCCUCAU
Messenger RNA from Aureobasidium subglaciale EXF-2481, 1278 nucleotides. RefSeq lists its product as uncharacterized. Gene Ontology annotation, molecular function: hydrolase activity, acting on ester bonds. The record is from RefSeq and is a predicted model, not a curated record. The transcript has 2 exons. Lineage: Eukaryota; Fungi; Ascomycota; Dothideomycetes; Dothideales; Saccotheciaceae. The coding region runs from base 266 to 1135 and encodes 289 amino acids.